This is a messenger RNA of Octopus bimaculoides (California two-spot octopus), 2390 nucleotides long. Its product is annotated as protein arginine N-methyltransferase 6. The record is from RefSeq and is a predicted model, not a curated record. Gene Ontology annotation, molecular function: histone methyltransferase activity; protein-arginine N-methyltransferase activity. Gene Ontology annotation, biological process: chromatin remodeling; peptidyl-arginine methylation, to asymmetrical-dimethyl arginine. Lineage: Eukaryota; Metazoa; Mollusca; Cephalopoda; Octopoda; Octopodidae.
UUUUGUGUUUUCAGGGUUACUGCUUGUUGUAUGAAUCUAUGCUGAAGUCUGUUAUUCAUGCACGUGAUACAUGGCUCAAAUCGAAUGGUUAUUUAUUUCCGUCUACUGCUACCCUUUAUAUUGCCCCUUUUGUAGAUGAAGAUUAUGAAGAUAGGCUUGGUCUUUGGGAAGAUAUGGCCAGUCGAUACAAAGUUGCUAUGAAAAGCAUGAUCCCAUUUGCCAAGAAAUGUAUUUCAGCUAAUGUCGAACUGAAACAGCUGAUGAUGGAAGACAUAGUUGCCCCACCAGUUCAAGUUUGUUCCUUGGCUAUCCACCAAGUGACGCUACACGACAUAGAAAACAUUCAACAGAGUUUUGAGUUUAAAUGCUAUGGCUGGAAUCGUGUUCACGGUUUCAGUUUGUGGUUUGACGUUGAAUUCCCAGGAAACAUAAUACUCUCAACGUCACCAUUCACAGAAUUAACACACUGGUCCCAGGUUGUGCUGUAUGUCCACGAACCAUUCCAAACUGUACAGGAUACAACAAUCAAAGGCAAAAUCAAAUUGGAAAAGGGCAAACAACCAAGGGACUUGGCUAUACAACUGAAGUAUGCAGUUGAUGACAGUGAGAUGAAGGAGCAACUUUACGAUACUGGCUACUGGACCACUGGAAUAUCAGCUGUCAUUUCACCAGACAGAUAACUUGCUCCAAAAAUGUUUGCGUGUAUGUGUGUGUGUAUUCUAGUAUUAUCAUUAUUCAUUAACAUUAUUAUAAUGGCAGUGAGCUGGCAGAAUCAUUAGCACGCCAGACAAAAUACUUAGUGGCAUUUUUUCCAGCUCUUUACAUUCUGAGUUCAAAUUCCACUGAGGUCCACUUUGCCUUUCACCCUUUCAAGCUUGAUAAAAUAAGUACCAGUUGAGCCCUGGGGUCGAUAUAAUCGACUAGGCCCCUAUCCCAAAAUUUCAGGCCCUCUACCUAAAAUUAAAAGAAUUAUUAUACAGUGAAAUUCAAGAGUCUAUAUAAGUUUAUAUAUCACAGGGAAAGUGGACAUUUGACAUUUUGGAGCCUGACCCUCUAUCUCAGAUAAACCAAAUUGUUUCGAAAUCCCUUUUUUCUCAGAUGAAGUAUCAGUCCCCAAAAUGUCACAUUCCUACCCUUUUUGCUCCUUCUCCACAAACUUACCCCAGACUCGUGAAUUUUCCAAAUAUGAAAUUGGCCAGUGCAGAAUACCACCAUUUUCCCUCAGGCUCUACAACUACUGCUGCUGCUACAACAGUGGUAGGUUAGCAGAACCAUUGUAGCAUCAUAAGAAAAAUGCCUUACGGUAAUUUCCUCUGUCUCUUUACAUUCUGAGUUCAAAUCCCACUAUGCUCAACUCUGCUUUUCAUUCUUUCACGGUUGGUAAAAUAAGGCACCAGUCAAGUACUGGGGUCAAUUUUAUUGACUGUUCCCUCUUACAAACAUUAUUAUUAUUAUUAUUAUUAUUAUUAUUAUUAUGAAAGCAGCAAAUGGCUGGCUUGUUAGAGCACCAGAGUGUGUGUCAGUUUGAUCAGCUACACCUUGCUCCCCUCCAAUAAAUCAUUCGUUAUUAUCGAGGCCUGUGCCUAUGGUAGAAAUCACUGGAUUGGCAGAAUCGGUAGAGCAUCGGAUGAACUGCCUUGUGGUAUUUAGCUGCAUCCCUUUACAUUCUGAGUUUAAAUUCUGCUGAGGUUGAUAGCAUAAGUGCCAUCAUGUACAAGGUUGAUUAAAUCAGCUAUACUCUGAACUCUUAAUUUCGAAUCUUGUGCCUCUGUUACAAAUCAACAUUAUUAUUAUUAUUAUUAUUAUUAUUAUUAUUAUGUUGAGGAAAACAGUUGUUUGAUUUUUUUUGUGUGUGCAAGACUCACACCUAUGCUCCACUCCAUUCCACCCUCGCCUCUUACCGCUCUAAUUCUGCAGGAUUUCUAUUUAUGAUUUUUAUGCUUUACUGUAUAUGAUUUUUUAAAAUUUAUUUUAAUUACUAGCAUUCUUAAUUUAAAAUUUAUUUUAAUUACUAGCAUUCUUAAUUUAAAAUUUUAAUUUCAAUUUAACGAAAUGCCAAAAACUUUAUCCCCUCCAUUCCGCUAAAACAUGUGUAUUUGUGCGUGUGUUGGACAGAGAGAGAGAGAAAGAGAAAAAAAAGACAUGUAACCUCUCUCUCUCUCCAAAUCCACAAGAAAAAAGUAAAAAAAAAAAUUAAUUAGUAAAAAACCGGAAAAAACUCAAUCAAAAAACUCAAAACCAUUCUGUAGAAGCGUUUUUCAGAAGAAUCUCCCAAAACACCUUUGAUACAAGACUGUCAAUGGUAGUAUGUGAUUGAUAUACAAUGACAGAGGUGAUGUUUAUAAAACAUUGUCUUAGAGGUAUUUUCAGUAAAAGCUAAGUUUGCUGUG